UGUUCCAAUGACUAAGCAAAAUUAGCACCCUCCUUACGUCAUGGAGCAAGGCAAUAACUCUUAAAGAGUCUUGGUUUCAAGCUAAUCAUACUUUGUCUCUUGUCUUUUUUUCUCUCAUCCCAAGUUUAAUUUCAACAAAAUUGUCCUUCUUAGUUCAUAAAACUAGACAUGUCCAACAACGUGGACAAUUGGGUCAAUGCCGUCUAUGUGGUUUUUGCGUUUUGCUCUGCUUUACUUUUGGGUGCUCUUAAAAGUGUGUUAGUGGGUCCAAUUGCUGGCCUUAUACUUAUCAUAGGAAAUGUUGGAGUAAUCCUAUGUCUCUUCCCAGCACAUGUUUUCUGGACAGUUUACACCCUUUUCAAGACUAAUAGAUUUGAUGCGCCACUUAAAGUUGUUUUCUUGUUUGCUUUGCCUGCGUUAUUUGGAAUAUGGUUGGUUUUAAGCAUAGCUGGUACUCUUCUUGUGGGAGUUGGAUAUGGCUUCUUUGCUCCCUGGGUUUCUGCUUUUGAAGCUUUUAGACAUGACGACGAAUUUAACAAGUUUAUUCAUUGCAUUGUGGAUGGAACAUGGGGAACCAUAAAAGGUAGCUGCAUUGCCGUCCGAGAUUGUGCAGAUAUGUGUUAUCAUUCUUAUCCAAUGUAUUUGAAAGAGCUGCGUGAUUCGCCUUCUUCUCUUCACCUUCAACCUUUUAGAUUCAUCCAUGUACCAGGAUGUAUCAUGGUUGGUAUACUAGGUCUGAUUGUGGAAAUUCCUCUUUACACUGCUAUAGCCGUAGUCAAGAGCCCAUUUAUGUUGUUCAAGGGAUGGUACCGACUCAUACAUGAUCUGAUCAGUCGCGAAGGUCCAUUUCUUGAAACUGCUUGCAUUCCUAUUGCUGGAUUGACUAUCCUUCUGUGGCCUCUUGUUGUCAUUGGAAGUGUUGUAAUGGCUAUCUUCUCUAGCUUUUUCAUUGGAUUAUAUGGUGCUGUUAUUGUCUAUCAGGAAAGGUCCUUCCAAAGAGGUGUUGCUUUUGUGAUUGCAAUGGUGGCAGAGUUUGACGAGUAUACAAACGAUUGGCUUUAUCUUCGAGAAGGGUCCAUUCUUCCAAAGCCUCGUUAUCGAAACAAGAAGUCAUCCAACUCGUCCGAGUACUCUGUGAAACGAAAUGGUUCAGUACAAGGCAGAUUAAACUCUAUAUUUGCUGAAGCACCUGCAAUGCUUGUGCCGAGCCUAACCUCAUCUAGAUCAGUCAGGGAGGCAAUACAAGAAGUGAAAAUGGUGCAGGUGUGGCAGAACAUGAUAAGAUCAUGUGAAUUAAGGGGCAAGGAAUUAUUGGACGCGAAAGUGAUAACUCCCAGCGACCUAGAUGAUUGGUUGAAGGCGAAACACGGACUUGAUGUUGCAGUCGUGAAUGUUGGUUUACCAUGUUAUACAUUUCUACAGAUCAUCUUCUAUUCCAUUAAAGCUGGAUCGUACGGGUUGUUCCUUCUCGAGGAUCUUGAGAUCACUCACCUGAACAGACCUCAAGACAGAUUAUUGGACUGGUUUUUCCAACCAGUUAUGGUCCUAAAGGAACAAAUUAGAGUCCUAAGUCUAGAAGAAGGUGAAAUGAGGUUUUUAGAGAAAGUUGUACUUUUCGAAAGCAAUUCUGAACGCUUUAAGGCCUGGGAAAAUGGAAGCUUGGCGCCUCAAGAUUCUCUUAGAGCUGCUCAAAUUGAAGGCAUAAGCCGAAGGAUGGUGGGAAUGGUUAGAAGUGUUUCUAAGUUUCCUACUUAUAGAAGGAAAUUCAGACAAGUAGUGAAAACAUUGAUCAUGUAUUCCAAUCCUAAGGAAGGUUCUGUAACGAAGAACAGUUCCACGCGAUCCAUUCCUCAUUCUGUAACCAAGAACAGUUCCACCAAAUCAGGGUCCACGAGAUCAAAUGGUUCCCUGGAAAUUGUUUGAAGACAAUUUAAUUUCACCGGAUCAAGUGUAAGUUGGAUUAGUUCUUUAAGUCCCAUUGAAUUGAAAUUUGAAAGUGAGUAGAGUUGAUAUUCAUACUUGGAAGACUUGACAAAGUAGGCUAAAAUUUGAAAUCCAAGCUCAAGUCUCUGGCUAGGAGUAGGGACAUCUUCUGUAGGUUGAAGAUAUCUUGACAGAGAUAGCCAACAACAUCAAGAAAGGUUUAAGGCCAUCCAGUCUUAUUCGAGACAGGAAGAUGUAGAGGGACGUUUGAGAGAUCAUAUUUGUCACAGGAGGACAAGUUAUUGACAAAGUUGUUUAUAGAAGAAUUACUUCCUUCUUUUUUCGAUUUCAGUUAUUUUUCCCUAUUUGUAAAGACAUGGGUUUUGAGUGAGUUUUAGAGAUGGUGUAUAUUCUUUUAUUCAUGAAUUGCUAGAUAUGCUGUAGACUGGAUAAAAUUGGUGUCAAAAUGGUCUAGUUUCCCUUGUAAAUGCAGUUCAAUUUCUCCUUCCUCUGUUACAUUGGGGGAAACAAAAGUGAUUUAAUUAUUAGUCUCAA
Molecule: messenger RNA, 2478 nt
Organism: Nicotiana attenuata
Lineage: Eukaryota; Viridiplantae; Streptophyta; Magnoliopsida; Solanales; Solanaceae
Exons: 9
Coding region: 169-1923 (584 amino acids)
Source: RefSeq, a predicted model, not a curated record